AUGUCUGACACCAGCGACCUACCCCUGGAGCAAUGGAUCACCCUUGAAUACCAAGACCGCAUCGCUAUCAUCACGAUCAAUCGUCCUGAUAAAUUGAAUGCGUUGCCUAAAGACGGAUUUUAUCGCAUAACUCAAUGUCUUCGAGAGAUCGAGACUCAUGAUGAAGUCUUGGUGACUCUGCUCACGGGCAAAGGCCGUUUCUUCUGCGCUGGCGCGGACGUAUCUAUCAGCCGCAAAACGCCACCUGGAGUUGAUGUCUGGCGACACGGUCUUAGAGAAACAGUGGCCAAUAACCUUAACAACACACAAGCCUUCUACUCGCACUCUAAAAUUCUGGUUACAGCCUUGAACGGACCAGUAGUAGGCAUUGCAGCGGCUCUCAUCAGCUUUUCGGAUUUCAUAUAUUGCGUGCCACAUACCUACCUACUCACGCCCUUCUCCAGUCUGGGUCUGAUUUCUGAAGGUGGUGCUGCAGUCGGAUUCAUCAGAAGAAUGGGUGUCGCAAAGGCGAAUGAAGCCUUGCUGACCAGCCGACGUCUACAAGCCAAAGACUUGGAGGCAUGUGGCUUUAUCAACAAGAUCUUCGACUGCGACAAAGGCGAGGAUGAACGCUUCCGAGAGCUUGUGCUCGAUCAUAUCCGUGAUACCAUGGGAGAUCAUCUCGUGGCAUCGAGUCUAAUCGAGACUAAGGCUAUAGUCACCGCUUCUAUGAGAAGAGAAAUAGAUAGUUCAAUGGUGGCUGAACUGUUUGGAGGCCUCAAGCGGACAGCUUUGGGCAUUCCACAGAAGGAAUUUGAGAAGAUCAGGACCGGAGCCAAAAGGCACAAGCUGUAA
Molecule: messenger RNA, 834 nt
Organism: Aureobasidium melanogenum CBS 110374
Lineage: Eukaryota; Fungi; Ascomycota; Dothideomycetes; Dothideales; Saccotheciaceae
Product: ClpP/crotonase
Exons: 2
Coding region: 1-834 (277 amino acids)
Biological process (GO): fatty acid beta-oxidation
Cellular component (GO): peroxisomal matrix
Source: RefSeq, a predicted model, not a curated record